This is a messenger RNA of Temnothorax curvispinosus, 1452 nucleotides long. Its product is annotated as tyrosine-protein kinase Dnt-like. The transcript is spliced from 6 exons. The annotation marks the transcript as partial. NCBI's taxonomy places the organism in Eukaryota, Metazoa, Arthropoda, Insecta, Hymenoptera, Formicidae. Gene Ontology annotation, biological process: protein phosphorylation; positive regulation of kinase activity; axonogenesis. Gene Ontology annotation, molecular function: ATP binding; protein tyrosine kinase activity. Gene Ontology annotation, cellular component: signaling receptor complex. The record is from RefSeq and is a predicted model, not a curated record.
AAUUCUCGAUGCUUUCAGCUGCCAUAUACGAUGUCCGUGGACAUCAGCAAUCCUUCGGUGCUGAGCAGUUCCCUGAACAUUUCCCAAGUUGGCGAGAUACCCGUCGGUGAUGUGCAAACGUGGGCCUUGUCGUUGCAUUGCGGGCCCUACAACGUAGAGGUUGACUUCAGUCUCCGAAUAAAUGUCUCGCUACCGAGGAAGAACACCACCACUUUGGAGUUCAAGCGAAAAAAAAUUUGUAUGAAGAAAGAGAGUUACACCGAGCCCGAGGAGGUCCUCGUUGCUGCCUCUAACUCCACUUCUGGCGGUCAGCUUUUCUACGUGGGGAUUGGCUGUGCGGGUGCAUUCUUGGCGAUUAUCAUCGUCUUGAUUAUCGCCUACUAUGUGCGCGAUAAGAAGACCAGGAGACAUCGAGAUCCUCUACAGGAAUCCAGGGGACUCAGUUCAGCGUGCAGCAUGGAAAGAGGCACCGGAGUGGGGCCUGCACAAACUUUUUUAUCACCGGAAACACCUCCACCUACCUCCGCUGCGUCGGGAUCGUCUUAUAGAAGACUGGAUGAUCGUCCUAACAGAGAACUUCACGAACGAAUCCAGGAAAUCACUGUGCAAAGAUGCAGGGUGCGCCUUCUUAGUAUUGAAUUGGAGGGAACAUUUGGGCGCGUGUAUAGAGGCAGUUACCACGAAGAAGGCGCUUCAUCCUCGAAGGACGUAUUGGUGAAAACUGCUGCCGAGCACGCAUCCCAAUCGCAAGUGGCUCUUUUAUUGCGAGAAGGUUUUGCCCUGUACGGACUAAGUCAUCCAGCGUUACUUCCGGUUCUCGGUGUUUCUAUUGAAGACCGAGGCGCUCCUUUUCUGUUGUACCCACACACGGGUUACAGAAAUAUGAAGAGAUUUUUAUUAAGGUGCAAGUAUAGUAAUGAAGGACCUCCGAGGGCUCUUACCACGCAAGAAGUGGUGGAAAUGGCACUCCAAGCUGCCAAAGGUGUACAAUAUCUUCACAGAAAAAGGCUCGUUCAUAGAGACUUGGCUGCCAGAAAUUGCGUGGUGGACGAUGACUUAAGAGUACAGAUUACGGAUAACGCCUUGGCUAGAGAUCUGUUCCCACAGGAUUAUCACUGCCUUGGCGAUAACGAAAAUCGCCCUAUCAAGUGGCUAGCGAUAGAAAGUUUACUCAAUAAGACCUUCACUACAGCUUCUGAUGUGUGGGCAUUUGGUGUUUUAUUGUGGGAGCUAACGACGUUGGCACAACAGCCUUAUGGAGAAGUGGAUCCAUUUGAGAUGGCAUCCUAUCUCCGAGAGGGAUACAGGUUGGCGCAACCGAUAAACUGUCCGGACGAGCUGUUCGCAGUGAUGGCGUAUUGUUGGGCGAUGUCAGCGGAGGAGAGGCCAACGUUUAGUCAAUUGAUUGUUUGUCUACAAGAUUUUCACACUCAAUUAACGCGAUAUGUUUAA